AUUCAGAUCCGAGAUACUCAGCAGCAGCAGCAGAGUGUCUGGAAUACCGCGUCUCGGCUCCUUGUUGUGUGGAUUUUGCAGAUAGAAAGCAAUUAUCUGUUAGAAGAAGUAAAGAGGUCAUACACGCAUAGGAUCUGCUACUGAUAUCCGCCAUGGACGACAGCUUAUACGACGAGUUUGGAAAUUUUAUUGGCGAUGCUGAUGAUUCGGAUGCCGAGUCGCAGACGCAGUCCGGGGAGCAGAAUGAGUACAAUGAGGACGCGUAUCUAGACAAUGAUGCAAUGUCUGAAGCGUCGCAUGCCGAGACUACAGGUCAGGAACUUAUGGAGGUCGAUAAUACGCCCGUGAACGCGGUUAUACUACACGAAGACAAGCAGUACUAUCCCUCAGCCGAGGAAGUAUACGGCCCUGAUGUCGAAGCACUAGUUCAAGAGGAAGACACGCAGCCUCUCUCCGAGCCCAUCAUCGCACCGAUUAAAGUGAAGAAAUUCACAGUCGAGACCACAGAUCUUCCCGAAGCAACCUUCUCUCGCGAGUACAUGAUGGACAUUAUGAAUUUCCCCGAUCAGAUCCGCAACGUUGCGAUCGUGGGGCAUUUACACCAUGGGAAAACGGCGUUGAUGGAUAUGCUCGUGCAGGAGACACACGAGUUGAAGGAUUACACGCGAAAACGACUCGGCGAACAGAUCAGAUACACAGACACCCACAUCUUGGAACGCGAACGCGGGCUAAGUCUUAAAUGCUCGCCCAUGACCCUGCUCCUGCCGAACUCGAAAGGAAAGACCAAUCUUUUUAACCUUCUAGACACCCCCGGUCAUGUGAAUUUCGUCGACGAGGUCGCGUCCGGAAUGCGUCUUGCUGACGGUGUUGUGCUGGUCGUUGACGUUGUCGAGGGUGUCAUGAUCAACACUCGACAAAUCCUACAACACGCAAUCUCUGAAAACCUCCCCAUCACUCUCGUCAUCAACAAGCUCGACCGACUCAUCCUCGAGCUUCGCUUGCCUCCCGCAGAUGCAUACUAUAAGCUAUACUACUGCGUCGAGCAAGUCAACAAGACUAUCCAGGAGCUCGCUCCCGGAUCAUCCAUCAGACUCUCGCCCGAGAAAGGAAACGUCUGUUUUGCGUCCUUCGACCUGGGCUGGUGUUUUAGCUUGAAGUCGUUUGCUGAUAUGUACAAUGGCGUUUACGGAGGUGUGAACGCGGAUGAUUUCAGCAAACGACUAUGGGGAGAUAUUUACUUUGAUCAUGAGACUCGGAAAUUUGUUCGACGGGGAUUGUCUAGCUCGACCAAGCGGUCGUUUGUGGCAUUUAUCCUGGAGCCUCUAUAUAAGCUUUUUGGCACUACCCUCGGCGAAGACACAGACACUUUGAAGCGGGUACUAGGAAAGCUAGGGAUCCAUCUGAAGCCUGCGCAGUUUAAGCUCGACCCCAGACCAUUACUGAAGCUUGUUUGCCAGGAAUUUUUCGGCAGCUCAACAGGGCUUGUUGAUAUGAUGCUCGAGUUCAUCCAGUCACCAGUCGAGAGCGCAAAGUCCAAAAUCGAGACCUGCUACACAGGCCCGCUCGACACGGAUCUGAGCAAAGCUUUGAUGACUUGCGAUCAAGAAGGUCCGCUUGUGAUCAACAUUACAAAACUUUUCAGCAGCAGCGACGCGUCUGAGUUCUACAGCUUUGGCCGAGUGUUUAGCGGCACGAUCCGAGCUGGUCAGCAGGUGCGGAUUCUCGGCGAGGGAUACUCGCUAGAUGAUGAAGAAGACAUGGUGCACGCUACCAUUUCCGAGAUGUGGAUUCCCGAAGCGCGGUAUAAAGUCCCAGUCUCUGGAGUUCCGGCCGGUAACUGGGUUUUGAUUGCUGGGAUCGACAUGUCGAUUGUGAAGACGGCGACGAUCGUGCCCAAGAACAUGUCUGACGACAGCUAUAUCUUCAAGCCUAUCAGCCAUAUGACACAGUCGGUUUUCAAAGUAGCGGUGGAGCCCGUGAAUCCUUCGGAACUGCCAAAGAUGCUGGACGGACUUCGACGGGUGAACAAGAGCUACCCGCUGCUGCAGACCAAGGUCGAAGAGUCGGGAGAGCAUGUGAUUUUGGGAACGGGCGAAUUGUACAUGGACUGCGUGCUGCAUGACUUGCGAAGACUUUAUUCCGAGAUCGAGAUCAAGGUCUCAGAUCCGGUGACUCGAUUCUGCGAGACGGUCGUCGAUCAGUCGUCGAUCAAGCCAUACGCAGAGACACCCAACAAAAAGAACCGAAUUUCAAUCAUCGCCGAGCCCCUGGACGACGGAAUCGCGGAGGAUAUCGAGACCGGCAAUGUUGUGCUCGAGUGGCCGGUCAAGCGGGUGGCCAAGUUUUUCCAGGACAAGUAUGACUGGGACGCGCUUGCUUCGCGGUCGAUCUGGGCGUUUGGACCUGAGGAGACCGGGCCUAAUAUUCUACUGGACGAUACGUUGCCAACCGAGGUGGAUAAGAAACUGCUAAACUCGAUUCGCGAAUCUGUCAAGCAGGGAUUUCAGUGGGCGGUGCGCGAGGGUCCUCUGUGUGAAGAGCCGAUUCGCAACACAAAGUUUAGGAUUAUGGAUGUCUCGCUUGCGCAAGAGCCAAUUUACCGCGGCGGAGGACAGAUUAUUCCUACCGCUCGACGGGUGUGCUACUCAUCCGUGAUGACUGCGUCGCCGCGCCUGAUGGAGCCUCUAUACGCGUUCCACAUCACGGGCCCGGCCGAGUGUCAGGAGGCGAUUUUCCGGAUUCUGGAGCGGCGGAGAGGAUAUGUGCUGAAGGACGAGCCGAUAGCGGGGACUACUUUACAGCUGAUCAUGGGCUCGAUCCCGGUGAUUGACUCGUUCGGGUUCGAGACGGACGUGAGGGUCGCGAGCCAGGGACAAGCGCUUUGCUCGCUUGUGUUUGAGAAAUGGCUUGUCGUGCCCGGAAAUCCGCUUGACAAGGAGAUGACUGUGCCGCCGCUGCAGUCUGCGACCGGACAGGCUCUGGCGCGCGAUUUCGUGCUGAAGACCCGUAGACGGAAGGGAUUGAGCGAAGAGCCGACGUACUACACGUCGUAGGGUUGUAUAGUUGAUGUUUAUGUAUAUUAAAAUGUUUGUAGCGCAAUAAGAGCUGAAUUAGAAGCGACUUUGUUUACUUUGUUGAUUAAUCAAAAACGCCGGAGGCCUAAUCGCG
Myxozyma melibiosi is the source of this 3168-nucleotide messenger RNA. Its product is annotated as P-loop containing nucleoside triphosphate hydrolase protein. Gene Ontology annotation, cellular component: U4/U6 x U5 tri-snRNP complex; U2-type catalytic step 2 spliceosome; cytosol. The record is from RefSeq and is a predicted model, not a curated record. Bases 153 to 3053 code for a protein of 966 amino acids. The transcript is spliced from 4 exons. Gene Ontology annotation, molecular function: GTP binding; U5 snRNA binding; GTPase activity. NCBI's taxonomy places the organism in Eukaryota, Fungi, Ascomycota, Lipomycetes, Lipomycetales, Lipomycetaceae. Gene Ontology annotation, biological process: mRNA splicing, via spliceosome.